AUGUCUAUUUCCAACGGCCAGACAACCUGGCAACCUUUAGCAGUGCAUCAUUCUCAUGCCAGCAGGUCUCUGAACCACGUCGACGAUGGAUCGGCGCGCACCCAAACCCCCGUCGAUAACGCUGCAGGAAUGCUGCCUGAGGCACCGGUCGAUAUAGAUGAGGAGAAUCGUCGAGCCCUCUUUGCGGAUCUGUAUCGUAAAACAGAGGAAAAGGUGGCGCUUCUGUUCGCCGAAGAUGGAUCGUACAACUGCAACGCCAUCGCGGCCCUGAAGCGACGAGCGCCAACACCGACCGCGACCGUGACACUUCCCCCGACCACGGACCACGAACCCAUCAAUGAGCCUCCUCUAAAAAGGGCCAAACGCGCCAUUGAUGAAGACGACUACGACGACGACGACGACGACGACGACGACGAAGAACAAGACGACGUACCGGAUGCGCCCGCUGCAGCCAAGCCUCAGGGCUCUGCAACGUCAGCCGCAACCAACCCCCUGCUGUCUCCGUCCAAGUCCGGCAGCUCUCCCGUUCAAUCCCUUCAUUCGCCCGGGAGAGCCGCAGACAAGCCGAAACCAAGCCAAGAAGACCCGCAAGCAAGAGGAAAGCUUGCAGGCAACGAUGACGAUGCCAUCAAGAAGCUGGAAGAAGCCCGAUCAGCCACCGAGGCAGCGGCUAGGCGAAGCUUCCACACCAUAAUAUACACGCUAGAAAACGAUCGCACGGCCAUGCUAGAACAGCAACGCCUGGAGGACUCGGAGAAGCAGCUGCAGGCCGAGAUGGACAACAACCAGUCCAGCGGUGCUGGCGGCGCUCAAGCAAGCUACCAAGGUUCGCUCAGCAGUGCCAACCUCGGUGCCUCGAGCCUCACCCUCAAGCAUCUCAUCGCCAGAAUCGACAUGAAGCGCGAUCAGGUUCGUGCCUCGGAUGCUGAAUUAAGACUUCUUAUGAACGAAGUUCGCAAAAACCGAAGCAAGUGGGCGAGCGAGGAGAAUGUUAAUCAAGAAGAGCUCUAUGAGGCCGUGGAGAAGGUCUUGACAGAGCUCAAAGCACAUACGGAAUAUUCCACCCCGUUCUUAACUAGAGUCAACAAGAGAGAUGCCCCCGAUUAUCUCAGUUUUAUCAAAAACCCUAUGGAUCUUGGAACCAUGACCAAGAAGCUCAAGGCCUUGUCGUACAAGUCGAAAACGGACUUUGUGACAGAUCUGAACCUCAUCUGGGACAACUGUUUAAAGUACAACCAAGACAUGAAUCACCCCUUCCGGAGAAUGGCAAACGGCAUGCGUAAGGAGGCCGAAAAGUUGAUUCCCCUGAUACCUGACUUGGUCAUUCGAUCGCGGGCCGAGGUGGAGGCUGAGGAGAGACGGAAGCAGAAUGGUGGUGAAGACGACGGUGCUGAGGAUUCUGAUGAUGAGCCGAUAAUGUCGUCUCGUGGUCGCAAAGCUACAACCAAGGGAACCAAAUCGCGCACCGCGCCACACGAUCUCAAAGAAGACACUCCUGUCGUAGACCAAAAGCCAAUACUGCAACUCAAUGGACUCUUAGGAAAGGCGGGCAGGGAAGGGUCCGAAGUCGAUGGCAGUGGACUCUCAACCCCGCCGGUGGGCGGCACUGCGACUCCGCUGGGUGCUCUCAAUGGCCUCUCGGGCAUGGCCAGCAACGCUGACGCCAUGGAUAUCGAUGGGCCUAGCCUCAAUGGCAUGGCCCUAAACCAGGCUUUUGGUGACGCCGAGGGGCAAGCGCACGAGGACGAAGAAUACAAGAUUUGGAAGCAGACCACCAAGAGGGACCGAGCGUUGGCCGCAAAGGAGCGCCAUCUCCUCUUCAUGGACAAUAAACUGAAUGCUGACGCCCCGGCGCUUUUGAGAAACCGGGCCGGCAUGCGAUGGUUUCUAAAGCACCACAAAGAAGCCGAAGCACUGGGAAUCUCGGCGGGCUCGAUUUCUGGACUCGCCGUCGGCGCAGACCAGGAGCUUUCGGCAAACAAGCAGCCGGAAACCCUCGCCGAGGGCAUCGACGAGGAGGCCGAGCGAGUGAUGCCCGACUACUACAGCCCACUGACCAGCGUGCCCGACAUCAAGGCCAACCUGCAGUGGGUCGAAGACGGCGACGGCCAGGUAAUCAACCAACACGAGGAGUUCCUCAGGCUCGUACCCAGCGGAUCAUUCGUGGCCCCCAAGAGCCGGCUGACAAGGAAGAUGGAUGAAAACAUCCGCCAGAUCCAGGAAACCAGGAAACUCGCGACCAAGAUAUCAGUCAUCAAGCAGAUGCAGGUACAGUCUCAGGUGUACACCAACCAGUUUCCGAAGCCCAACACGGAAAGCUUUGUGGAGCAAGACAUCGAACCGCACUUUGUCUCGGACAACGGACCAGUGAUGGCGGCCGACGUCUGCCAGAAUGCUCUGAAGCGUUCCGUGGCCAAGAUUCUCUACCACACCGGAUUCGAAGAGCUGCAGCCGUCGGCCAUCGACACCCUGACAGGCAUCGCGGCCGACUACUUCCAGAAGCUGGUCAGGACGUUCAACACGUACCGCGAGGCGGACAGGAUGACGGUGCGGACCCCCGGCGGGGUGCGGACGCAGGCCCGCUUCACGCCCGAGGAAGUAAUCCUGCACACGCUCGACGAGAGCGGCCACGACGUCGCGUCGCUCGACCUGUACGUCAGGGACGAAGUCGACCGCCUGAGCUCGAGGCUCGGCGUGCUCCACGAGCGCAUGAAGCUCCACCUGACGGACCUGCUGCGGCCGGCGGUGGCCCCGGACGCCGGAGCGGACGGCGCCGGGGCGUUCAAGGACGGCAGCGACCAGUUCAUGAGCGGCGACUUUGCCGACGACCUGGGCGAGGACUUUUUCGGCUUCCGGGCGCUCGGCCUGGAUCGGGAGAUGGGCCUCGACUCCUUCUCGGUGCCCUUCCACCUCCUCCACAGCAGGGUCAGGAACCAGUACCAGAUGCAGACGCAGAGCGGCGCGGGCUCGGAAUCCACCGACAUAUUCGAGCCGCCGCCGGCCUCGGAGCCCGUCACAAAGAACAGCAUACAGGAGCAGAUCGGCCUCGUCAAGAACUUCUUCCUUGCCAAGCUCCACGCUAACGGCGACCAAGCGCUCGUCGAGGACGAGGAACUGCCCGUCAAGCAGCGCAAGCCGCGGCCCAGGCUCGGCGCCAGCGGCAAAAUCAUCUCCGCGCAGAAGCGGCCGCCGCGGGAGCAGCUGGCCCUCGCCAAGAAGAAGAAGAAGAUGGAGCUCGCGGCGGCCGCGGCGGAAGCCAGAGGCAGUAACGCCGGUGCCGGUGCUGGUGCCGGUGCUGGUGCCGGUGCUGGUGCUGGCGCGGCAGCCGGAGCCGGAGCCGCAGGGUCGGCCAACACCACGCCGGCCAAGAAGAAACCCAUGACCAUUACGCCCGUGCCGGUUCCCAACCCAGCCCUGCUGGCUCUCGGCUCCAGCAUGGAGAGGAGCGAAAGCGCGCAAAGCCACGCUGCCACAAGCCAGACCGACAAGGACGACACCAUUGUCAUGAUGAGUCCGGAGAGUAUCGCCCAGUGA
Molecule: messenger RNA, 3534 nt
Organism: Ustilaginoidea virens
Lineage: Eukaryota; Fungi; Ascomycota; Sordariomycetes; Hypocreales; Clavicipitaceae
Exons: 2
Coding region: 1-3534 (1177 amino acids)
Biological process (GO): regulation of transcription by RNA polymerase II
Cellular component (GO): SAGA complex; SLIK (SAGA-like) complex
Molecular function (GO): protein heterodimerization activity; structural molecule activity
Source: RefSeq, a predicted model, not a curated record